GAGUAUGCGCGGGCCUCGGCGGCCAGCCCCGGCGCACAGCCGCGGCCGGGGAGAGCGGCGCGGGGCGGAAAAGCCUGUUUACACAGACUGCACACCGCCUGGGGAAUAAUGCAGUAAAGGAAGUGAGCCGGCUCGGCCUGACUGCUCCAACUUCCUGCUCUCACACACACACCAGAGGAAAAAAAAAAGAGGAGCGAGAGAAAGAAAAAAAAGGGGGGAAAAAUCAGGAUCUCAUUACAAGAGCAACAGACCGUCUGCAGACGCCUGUCAGCAUGGAAAGUCGGGGGCUUUCGCCCGGUUCCUCCUAGAAAUUCCCCCGAAGAAGGAUCUUGAAAGCUCCCCCACAUCUGGGUAUGGAGAGUGCAAUCACACUGUGGCAGUUCCUGUUGCAGCUGCUGCUGGACCAGAAACAUGAGCAUCUGAUCUGCUGGACCUCCAACGAUGGUGAAUUCAAGCUCCUCAAAGCAGAAGAAGUGGCCAAACUGUGGGGCCUCCGGAAGAACAAAACGAACAUGAACUAUGACAAGCUGAGCAGAGCCCUUCGAUACUAUUAUGACAAGAACAUCAUCAAGAAGGUGAUCGGGCAGAAGUUUGUGUACAAGUUUGUCUCUUUCCCGGAGAUACUGAAAAUGGACCCUCACGCGGUGGAGAUCAGCCGGGAGAGCCUUUUGCUGCAGGACAGCGACUGCAAGGCGCCUCCCGAGGGCCGAGAGGCGCACAGACACGGCUUGUCGGCCCUCAAGAGCGCAAGCCGCAACGAAUACAUCCACUCAGGACUGUACUCGUCCUUCACCAUUAAUUCCCUGCAGAACCCGCCGGAAUCCUUCAAGGCAAUCAAGACGGAGAAGCUGGAGGAACAGCCGGAAGACAGCCCUCCCGUGGAAGAAGUCAGGACUGUCAUCAGGUUUGUGACCAAUAAAACCGACAAGCACGCCAGCAGGCCCGUGGUGCCCCUGCCCUCCACGUCUGAGGCCUUCCUGGCCUCGUCGGCCUCAGCCAAGGUCUCCUCUUUAAUGUUGCCAAAUGCCGCCAGCAUUUCGUCCGCGUCACCCUCCUCGUCUCGGUCCCCGUCCCUGUCCCCCAGCUCGCCCCUCCCUUCUGAACACAGAAGCCUCUUCCUGGAGGCCGCCUGCCAUGACUCCGAUUCCCUAGAGCCCUUGAACCUGUCAUCGGGCUCCAAGACCAGGUCUCCAUCUCUUCCCCCAAAGGCCAAAAAACCCAAAGGCUUGGAAAUCUCCGCGCCCCCGCUGGUGCUCUCCAGCACUGACAUCGGCUCCAUCGCCCUCAACAGCCCAGCUCUCCCCUCGGGAUCUCUCACCCCAGCCUUCUUCACUGCACAGACACCAAAUGGAUUGCUUCUGACCCCGAGUCCACUGCUAUCCAGCAUACAUUUCUGGAGCAGCCUUAGUCCAGUUGCUCCACUGAGUCCUGCCCGGUUGCAAGGGCCAAACACGCUGUUCCAGUUUCCAACACUGCUUAACGGCCACAUGCCAGUGCCAAUCCCCAGUCUGGAUAGAGCUGCUUCUCCAGUACUGCUUUCUUCGAACUCUCAGAAAUCCUGAUGACAUCUGGCCACAGUUAAAGACUUAUUAACUGAUGAAAUAAAUUUGUCCCCAUGGGCUAGUUUACCUGUGUCAUGAGAAGGACGUUGUGAAACCCUGUUAAUUUGGUUUGCACUUUUCAUAACAUGGAUGGUCUAGAUUUAUGUUAGCAUUUUUAAAACCUUUUUUUAUAUUCAAGUAUAUAUGAAGAUCUGUUUGGCAUUAAGUGAUUUUUUAAUGUUUUUGUUUUUAUAUCCUCUUAGCUCUUAAGUGUUGAACACUGUUGACAGUGAAGAACUUUUCUUAAUGGUUUUCAGUGUAACUAAUAAGGAUGUGAAGCUUUUCUUUCUAAUUCCGCAUAUGCUGAACUAUGCUUAUAGACACUAUAACCAGCUGUGCCUUCCUUUGCAUUUAGUUUUAUGUAAAUGGUUUAUAUAUUUUUUAGUAUUAAGAGAAAAUGUUUGGAAGACAAAAAUUAGUAUCAAACAGCUCUCUAGUAGAAUCAUUAUUUUUCAAAAGUAGGCAAAAUGAAAGCUUAUUCAUAUUUUUCUUUUUCGCUUUCAAUUGUAUAAGAAUUGCCUUAGAACCUUUUGAACUGAAGUUCAGUAAAUGUCCAAUUUCAUGUUUUUAUAAAAGAAACUAAGCCAUAUUUAGAAAAUAAACAUUCACAAAAGAAAAUGUUCUAAAGUGCAUUUUUUAAAAAAUGAAGUUUGAAAGACUAGCCACCUAGCUGUUUACAAUCUUUUAGACUCCUCCCAAACAAAAACCUGAGAUGGAAAUCUACAUCAAGUUCACUCUACUCAUUCCCUUGGAAUAUAUCCUAUGUAAGCAUAUUCUUGUUUCAAAAAAUUAGCUGUGGUUCUCCCAGUUUUCCAUAGCAAAUCACACCCCUGAUACAUUUCCUGUAUCAU
Neomonachus schauinslandi (Hawaiian monk seal) is the source of this 2452-nucleotide messenger RNA. It is a transcript of the gene ELK3, whose product is annotated as ETS transcription factor ELK3. The coding region runs from base 354 to 1562 and encodes 402 amino acids. Gene Ontology annotation, cellular component: nucleus. The transcript has 5 exons. The record is from RefSeq and is a predicted model, not a curated record. Gene Ontology annotation, molecular function: sequence-specific DNA binding; DNA-binding transcription factor activity, RNA polymerase II-specific. Gene Ontology annotation, biological process: regulation of transcription by RNA polymerase II; cell differentiation. Lineage: Eukaryota; Metazoa; Chordata; Mammalia; Carnivora; Phocidae.